AUGGAAAAUCCUCACGAUGCACCCCCACCAUGCGAAUCACGCGAGUCGGAUGGGCCAAGCGAACCAAUGGAACUGGAUGAACCAAACAGAUUCGACUUUGGAGUAGAUGGACCUCAAGCAGGCGAGCUCGAAGCAGACGAGCUUGAACAAAAUAAUGGAUUUGAUGGGGGCGAGUCUGCUUUCGACAUGUCUGCCCUGAAGGUCGGAGGAUUAGACUUCCGAAAAGUUUUUGAAACGGAAGCGGAUGACCCAGAAGAAGACGAAUCAGAAUCGGAAAACUCAGAAACGGAAGACUCAGAAGCGGAUGAAUCAGUUCCAUCAUCAGAUCUGGUCCCUCAAAUUCGACCUCGACGACGUGACGUAUAUAGUGUAAGGACAAACAAUCCUGUAUACACCACGUACGUACCUUCCGGCGAACUCGUGAUAGGAAAACGUCGCGGACCGGACGGACACCUCACGAUCAAGAUCAGCCAGCUAUAUAUGCGCUCCAGCACGGUUUAUCCCCGAAUCCUCUUCGAGAGAAGACAUACAGAGAGGGGGUUGAUCAUUCAACAGGCUUACCCUACCGUAAAGCUAUACGGGGGCUUUUUAAGCAAGUUUGUCAAUACUAAGAUAACGCCCCGCUACUCGCUUGACGAGGAUGGCAUCUUUUUCGUUCAAGAGCGCAUGGUUGGCGUGCUCUGGAGAUCGGGAUCGUGA
Molecule: messenger RNA, 699 nt
Organism: Trichoderma aggressivum f. europaeum
Lineage: Eukaryota; Fungi; Ascomycota; Sordariomycetes; Hypocreales; Hypocreaceae
Exons: 2
Coding region: 1-699 (232 amino acids)
Source: RefSeq, a predicted model, not a curated record